Bipolaris sorokiniana ND90Pr is the source of this 1184-nucleotide messenger RNA. RefSeq lists its product as uncharacterized. Lineage: Eukaryota; Fungi; Ascomycota; Dothideomycetes; Pleosporales; Pleosporaceae. The coding region runs from base 57 to 1082 and encodes 341 amino acids. The record is from RefSeq and is a predicted model, not a curated record. The transcript has 3 exons.
CAGACCACUACGUCGAUUUGCUUCUAACCUAGGAGUUCUGGGCUGAUUUCCACGCCAUGUUGUUCGUCGAGUGUGAAGGGUCGCCGUACCAAAUCGGCUACCAGCAUGGCCAAGCUGCAAAACUACAAAUCAAUCGGAGCAUUGAGUUUUAUGCAUGUCUGUUUUUGAAGAAUUGCAAGCAAAGAUGGCCACAGGUGCUAGAACACGCUUCGGUUUUUGAGCAGCGAGCUAAAGCGCAAUGGCCAAUGUUUCAUCAAGAGAUGCAAGGUAUCGCUGACGGCUCUAGACGCGAUUUAUUAGACAUUGUGGCGUUGAAUGUCCGGACUGAGAUCAAUUUUGGGUUGUUCAGCGAUGGAUGCACAGCGCUCUCAUGGCACACUAGUAAUCACGCAUGGCUGGCGCAAAACUGGGAUUGGAUGACGGAGCAGAAGCAAAAUCUCAUUGUUACCAAAAUCACUCAAGUCGAUAAGCCAGUAAUCGUCCAGGUCACCGAGGCAGGCAUCAUUGGAAAGAUCGGCUUCAAUAGCUGUGGCGUAGGCACUCUAUUCAACGCGAUAAAAGUACACGGUGUAAAUUCUACUCAAAUGCCCGCUCACUUCGGCCUGCGCAUGGCUUUAGAGAGCAAAUCCGCGGACGAAGCAGUGCGGGCCCUAGAAAGUCUCGGAAUGGCAUCGUCAGCCCACAUCCUCAUAGCCGACGCAACAACAGCUGUGGGACUGGAGUUUACCAAGAGUACGUUCGUUCGCUUGUCGCCAGACUCCACUGGAAAAAUCACUCAUACGAACCAUCUUCUUCUCGAACACCCGGGCGAAACCGAUACAGUAUGGCUAAAAGAUUCGUUGACUCGUCUUCAAACUAUGACUGAAAAUGCUACGGCUUUGGGUGAAGACUCCAGCUGGGAACAAGUGGGUCAAUUGUUUGAAGACGAACAAAAUGCACCGGGUUCAAUAUGCAGGGUUGAGACGGAGGAGACUGGGAGUGGAACGCUUUUCAACAUUGUAAUGGAUUUGAAGCAUAAGAAGGCGGCUGUAAGGAUGGGUAGGCCAACAGAGGUAGAGGAGACGAUCAAUCUGGAACUUUGAAAUAGGAAAAUAUCACAUAUCUUGCGUCGUACUGAAAAGGAGAUAUAAGCUUCAUGUUGCAUGGCCCCGCGCAUCAUGGCCUUAUGAAAGUUUGCGACGAAG